Messenger RNA from Anneissia japonica, 1598 nucleotides. Its product is annotated as tumor necrosis factor receptor superfamily member EDAR-like. Gene Ontology annotation, molecular function: protein binding; signaling receptor activity. The record is from RefSeq and is a predicted model, not a curated record. The coding region runs from base 94 to 1452 and encodes 452 amino acids. Gene Ontology annotation, biological process: positive regulation of JNK cascade; positive regulation of canonical NF-kappaB signal transduction. NCBI's taxonomy places the organism in Eukaryota, Metazoa, Echinodermata, Crinoidea, Comatulida, Comatulidae. The transcript is spliced from 10 exons. Gene Ontology annotation, cellular component: plasma membrane.
AAAAUUUUCAUUCAUGUAUCAGACUCUACUCUAUCAACACGCCGUCGUUACUUGUGGCCUAUCCUGUUAAUAUUGAUCCUUCAAUGGUAGAUAAUGGACUGUCGUCAACUGAUCGGUAUCCUGUUAAUUGUCAUUAUCAGCUUAAUGAAUAAGGCAAUUGCAGUGUCUCGUGAAGCUUGUAAAGGACAACCAAAUGCAUUAUGGGACACAAAAGACCAAAAAUGUAGAAAUUGUUUGCAUUGUCCAUCAGGAACCGGAUACACUGGUGCACUUCCAUGUGGAAACGGAAUAGAAGGAGAAAAGGGUGAAUGUAGACCAUGUGAAGAGGGGCAAUUCCAGUCCGAAAAACACAGCCAAUUACGGUGUGCUUCUUGUAAGAAAUGCGUCAACCGUGUCGUCAUCCGCAAUUGCUCUCAUGAAUUACUUGACUCAUAUGAUACAGUUUGUGGGGAUUGCUUGCCAGGAUAUGCGAGUUUAACCGAAAACUCAACGUGUGAAUCCUGUCAUGGUUUACUUGGGCAAACAAUACCUGGAUGCCAGGUUGACCAAACAACCACCGACAUGGAACCCUUGGCGUCAUCAGAUAUGACAACGUCAUCAGAUAUGACGACGUCAUCAGAUAUGACAACGCCAUCGAAUAAUGACAGUCAAACUGUUGAAGACCAUACACCCUCUACUGAAGCAGCUAUAGGCUUGACUACUCCGUGGAUCUUUGUUUUGGCGUUAGCGAUUGUCGUAGCUGUUGUGAUCGUAGGCGUUAUCGUCUUCGUUUUUUAUAAAACGUGGAAAAAACAUCCACGGCCAUGGGCAAACGGUGAAUCGUCAUGCGGUAAUGAUGGUCCUGGAGGUGAAUCUGGGGACUUGUACACAACUGUCGAGACACCGGUACGAGCAUCUGCUGAUGGUAGCCCGGUUGCCAAUCAGAUUAAGGAGACGACUCCGUUUAUAGGCGCCAAUAUUGAAAACGAGGCGAAUCCAUCCCCUGCAAGUAGUGGGUAUAUUAGUCACGAUGAGUGCUUUUUAAAGAACGAGAAAUUUCCACGUGAUACUCGUCUAAGAUGUCGAUUUGAAAGAGCACUGGAAAUAUCCAAAGAUGAACGAUAUAAUAAACGAGUGUCGGAGUGUAAUUUGGACGUUCUACAGAAACUUUCGAUUGAGCUUAACCCUCCAUGUACUUACGGAACAAAAAAUUGGAGGCACCUUGGCUGUUAUCUCAAUGUUCCAAAUAGAAUCUUGGACAAUUUCGCGAAUCUUAAAGACCCUCUAGAAAAUGUUAUAAAAUACGCUGAUACGUUGCAAGCACUGAAGUUAGACGCGUUCCUCCCGGAGGUUAAACGCGUUGAAAAUCACGAGGCUCUGAACGUUAUUGUUAGAUAUGUUAUUGGGCUUGUUGCAGAAGAAAUGAAUUCACAGGACAAACAAUUAGACAAUGAAGCGGAAAGAACUUGUUAGAAUGGGUAUUGUGCUACUCCAGGAUCCAGAGGUGACGGAACUAGGGGGUGCUGUGUUAUGAAGAGUAAUGUGUGACCGGAAAUGGUCUGCAGUCAGUUGGUUGUUACCAUGCGCCAGUGAUGUUGGAGUAUAUAAGUGCAGCAAUA